AUGUCGCAAGAUUCGAAAAUCGCAUUGACGGCGACGUACGCCUCAGCCGUCAGCACCCCUUUCACCGUCUCCAAGCCUCUACCGACCCCAUCAUCAUCAUCAUCCGCAACCACCGACAAGACGCAGUAUCUACAAUCUCUGCGCGAAGCCCUCAUAUCUACUCAAGCCGAGAUCAAUACCGAGCUCACACAACGAAUGGAGGAAGACAAUGGGCGCGCAGGGGGGAAGAGUGCUGCCGAAGUCAAAGAAGAGGAGAAUUAUGGCGAAGAAAUUGUCGAGGAAGAGGACUGA
Emericellopsis cladophorae is the source of this 291-nucleotide messenger RNA. RefSeq lists its product as uncharacterized. The transcript has a single exon. Bases 1 to 291 code for a protein of 96 amino acids. The record is from RefSeq and is a predicted model, not a curated record. NCBI's taxonomy places the organism in Eukaryota, Fungi, Ascomycota, Sordariomycetes, Hypocreales, Bionectriaceae.